Messenger RNA from Topomyia yanbarensis, 363 nucleotides. RefSeq names its product histone H2B-like. The coding region runs from base 1 to 330 and encodes 109 amino acids. The transcript has 2 exons. The record is from RefSeq and is a predicted model, not a curated record. Gene Ontology annotation, cellular component: nucleosome. Gene Ontology annotation, molecular function: protein heterodimerization activity; structural constituent of chromatin; DNA binding. NCBI's taxonomy places the organism in Eukaryota, Metazoa, Arthropoda, Insecta, Diptera, Culicidae.
AUGGCACCGAAAGCCAGCGGAAAGGCUAAGAAGAAGCGAAAGCAACGCCGCAAGGAAAGCUACGCUAUCUACAUCUACAAGGUGCUGAAGCAGGUCCAUCCGGACACCGGUGUCUCGUCGAAGGCGAUGAGCAUCAUGAAUAGCUUCGUGAACGACAUCUUCGAGCGUAUUGCUAACGAAGCAUCUCGUCUGGCCCAUUACAACCGACGGUCGACGAUCACCUCCCGCGAGGUACAGACCGCCGUUCGUUUGCUGUUACCGGGCGAGCUGGCCAAACAUGCCGUAUCGGAAGGUACCAAGGCCGUUACCAAGUAUACCAGCUCGAAGUAAAUCGUCGCCCGCCCCGCCGCCGGAUGUCACACA